Trematomus bernacchii (emerald rockcod) is the source of this 4607-nucleotide messenger RNA. Its product is annotated as protein NLRC3-like. Bases 35 to 3133 code for a protein of 1032 amino acids. NCBI's taxonomy places the organism in Eukaryota, Metazoa, Chordata, Actinopteri, Perciformes, Nototheniidae. Gene Ontology annotation, molecular function: protein binding. The record is from RefSeq and is a predicted model, not a curated record. The transcript is spliced from 11 exons.
AGCUGGACCUGGACCUGGACCCAGCUGUGUGUCCAUGAAGAGUGGCUGGUCUAUGGAUCACCCUAUUGUCUUUAAAUCUGGACUUCCUGCAGAGAGAAGGAUCCAGAGACCUGGACCUGGACCUGGACCUGGACCCAGCUGUGUGUCCAUGAAGAGUGACUUUUCUAUGGAGUCUCCUCCUUACUUUAAAGCUGGACAAAGUGCUGAUGAAAGUCUCAGGAUCCAGCAGCAGAGACCUGGACCUGGACCUGGACCUGGACCUGGACCCCGCUGUGAGUCCAUGAAGAGUGACUUUUCUAUGCAGUCUCCUAUGAACUUUAAAGCUGGACAAAGUGCUGAUGAAAGAGUUCUGCAGGAGUACUCAGAGGGUCCCAGUGAUCAGCCUGCCCCGAAGCAUCACACUGACCUGGACUCCAUAUUUAUGCUCCUGGAGGAGAACAUCGUCACUUUUGUGAAGAACGAGCUGAAGAAGAUCCAGAAGGCUCUGAGUUCAGAUUACCCAGAAUGCUUAGAGAUUCAGAGUGAGGAUGAGGAGGUGUUGGACACUGAGGAUGAAGAGCAGAGGAGGAGCAGCAGAGAGGCAUUUCAGAACAUCACUCUGCACUUCCUGAGGAGCAUGAAGCAGGAGGAGCUGGCUGAGCGUCUGCAGAGCGGAACUCCUGCUGCAGUGUGCAGUAAACUCAAAUCCACCCUGAAGGAGAGGUUCCAGUGUGUGUUUGAAGGCAUUGCUGAAGCAGGAAACCCAACCCUUUUGAACCAGAUCUACACAGAGCUCUACAUCACAGAGGGGGGGUCUGCAGAGGUCAAUGAUGAACAUGAGGUCAGACAGAUUGAAACAGCAUCCAGGAAACCACACAGACCAGAAACAACCAUCAGACGAGAAGACCUCUUUAAAGCCUCACCUGGAAGAGAUGCACCAAUCAGAGCAGUGAUGACAAAGGGCGUGGCUGGCAUUGGGAAAACAGUCUUAACACAGAAGUUCACUCUGGACUGGGCUGAAGGCAAAGCCAACCAGGACAUCCAGUUCAUAUUUCCAUUCACCUUCAGAGAGCUGAAUGUGGUGAGAGAGAACAAGUACAGCUUGGUGGAACUUGUUCAUCACUUCUUCACUGAAACCAGAGACGCAGGAAUCUGCAGGUUUGAUCAGUUCCCGGUUGUGUUCAUCUUGGACGGUCUGGAUGAGUGUCGACUUCCUCUAAACUUCCACAACACUGAGAUCCUGACUGACGUCACAGAGUCCACCUCAGUGGAUAUGCUGCUGACAAACCUCAUCAGGGGGAAGCUGCUUCCCUCUGCUCGCCUCUGGAUAACCACACGACCUGCAGCAGCCAAUCAGAUCCCUCCUGAGUGUGUGGACAUGGUGACAGAGGUCCGAGGGUUCACUGACCCACAGAAGGAGGAGUACUUCAGGAAGAGAUUCAGAGAUCAGAAUCAGGCCCGCACCAUCAUCUCCCACAUCAAGACCUCACGAAGCCUCCACAUCAUGUGCCACAUCCCAGUCUUCUGCCGGAUCUCUGCUUCAGUUCUGGAGGAGGUGUUGAAAACCAGAGAGGGGGGACAGCUGCCCAAGACCCUGACUGAGAUGUACAUCCACUUCUUGGUGGUUCAGUCCAAAGUGAAGAACAUCAAGUAUGAUGGAGGAGCUGAGACGGAUGCUCACUGGAGUCCAGAGAGCAGGAAGAUGAUGGAGUCUCUGGGAAAACUGGCUUUUGAGCAGCUGCAGAAAGGCAACCUGAUCUUCUAUGAGUCCGACCUGACAGAGUGUGGCACCGAUAUCAGAGCAGCCUCCAUGUACUCAGGAGUGUUCACACAGGUCUUUAGAGAGGAGAGUGGACUGUACCAGGACAAGGUGUUCUGCUUCGUCCAUCUGAGCGUUCAGGAGUUUCUGGCUGCUCUUCAUGUCCAUCUGACCUUCAUCAACUCUGGUGUCAACCUGCUGUCAGAAGAACCAACAACCUCCUGGCUGCCUAAAGUCAAACCGACACUAACAAAUCUCUACCAGAGUGCUGUGGACCAGGCCUUACAGAGUCCAAACGGACACCUGGACUUGUUCCUCCGCUUCCUCCUGGGUCUUUCACUGCAGACCAAUCAGAAACUCCUACGAGGCCUGAUGACACAGACAGGAAGUUGCUCAGAGACUGAAGAGGACACAGUCCAGUACAUCAAGAAGAAGAUAGAAGAGGAUCUGUCUGCAGAGAGAAGCAUCAACCUGUUCCACUGUCUGAAUGAACUGAAUGAUCGUUCUCUAGUGGAGGAGAUCCAACAGUCCCUGAGAUCAGGACGUCUCUCUGAAGAUAAACUGUCUCCUGCUCAGUGGUUAGCUCUGGUCUUCAUCUUACUGUCAUCAGGAGAAGAUCUGGAAGAGUUUGACCUGAAGAAAUACUCUGUUUCAGAGGAGGCUCUUCUGAGGCUGCUGCCAGUGGUCAAAGCCUCCAACAAAGCUCUACUGAGUGGCUGUAACCUGUCAGAGAGAAGCUGUGAAGCUCUGUCCUCAGUCCUCAGCUCCCAGUCCUCUAGUCUGAGAGAGCUGGACCUGAGUACCAACGACCUGCAGGAUUCAGGAGUGAAGCUGCUGUCUGCUGGACUGAAGAGUCCACACUGUGAACUGCAGACCCUCAGUCUGUCAGGCUGUCUGGUCACAGAGGAAGGCUGUGUUUCUCUGGCUUCAGCUCUGAGCUCCAACCCCUCCCAUCUGAGAGAGCUGGACCUGAGCUACAAUCAUCCAGGAGACUCAGGAGAGAAGCUGCUGUCUGCUGGACUGGAGGAUCCACUCUGGAGACUGGAGACACUCAGGAUGGACCAUGGUGGACUGCAGUGGUUGAAACCUGGUCUGAGGAAGUAUGCCUGUGAACUGGAGCUGGACACAAACACAGCACAGAGGAAACUCAAACUGUCUGAAGACAACAGGAAGGUGACACGGGUGGAGGAGGAGCAGCCAUAUCCUGAUCAUCCAGAGAGGUUUGAGAAAGAGCCUCAGCUGAUGUGCAGAGAAGCUCUGACUGGUCGCUGCUACUGGGAGGUCGAGUGGAGCGUAAGGGUUUAUAUAUCAGUGACUUACAGAGGAAUCAGCAGGAGAGGAGACAGAGAGGACUGUUCCUCUUCAGGUCUGAGAGUCUAUCCUCAGUGUAUCUAGUUCCUCUGCAGGUCUGAGAGUCUCUCCUCAGUGUAUCUGGUUCCUCUGCAGGUCUGAGAGUCUCUCCUCAGUGUCUCUGGUUCCUCUGCAGGUCUGAGAGUCUCUCCUCAGUGUCUCUGGUUCCUCUGCAGGUCUGAGAGUCUCUCCUCAGUGUCUCUGGUUCCUCUGCAGGUCUGAGAGUCUCUCCUCAGUGUCUCUGGUUCCUCUGCAGGUCUGAGAGUCUCUCCUCAGUGUCUCUGGUUCCUCUGCAGGUCUGAGAGUCUCUCCUGACGACAGAAACUGACUGCAGAUCAGCUGCUGAAAGCAGUUCAGUGUGUUCACCAUCACACACAUCUGUCUCUCACUCAGACACAAAACAUUCAUCUGAUUUCUUCUCUGUGAAAAUCAACAUCUUAACUCUUAAUGAUAAACAUCAAAAAGUGUAGAAACUUCUAUCACUGAGUUUUAUAUUUAUACCCCCACAAUCUGCUCCUCAGUUUCCUGGAAAGAAGUAACCAUAAAGAAACGUGAGAUAAGGAAGGGGAAGAGCUACAGAAAAUGUAACAGACCGCCAUCUUCUCAUCCGAAUCUGGAAAUGUUGGACUGUUCUUGUAAAUGUUCUUUAAUGGAAACAACAGAUUUCCCAGUCUGUCGUUUAGCCCAGUUCAGGUUUAACCCCGCUCACUUCCACACGACGACAGCAUCGACACCGCGGCCUUUAGGACAUUUGAAGAAGAUGAAAAUAUCUCUUUUUAAAUCUGAUCAGUGUUGCCGAGCUCAGGUGAUGUUAGUCAUCUUUUAAGAAUAAUGUAGGUAGGUAGGUAGGUAGAUAGAUGGAUGGAUAGAUGGAUAGAUAGAUAUAGGCAGUUAGAGUAUCUAAACAUUAUCAAAUAUACAGAAUACAUUAUAAUUCUCUGUAAUAUCCCAAUCUACUGAUCAUAUAAACUACUCCGUUAUUAUAUAUUAAAACUAGCAAACAUCUGUAGGCUAACAGCUCGUAUUGUAGAACAAGUAGUGUAUCUGAGUUUUUGUUCUUUCUUACUUUCCAGCCCUUUGUGUUCAGAAACACUUCAUUCAUCACAUUUGGCACCAAUAUGGUGUUUUCUCCCAGGCUAGAGUAGAGGUGAUGUUACUGCUCGUUGACAUACGGACGUUCUCUUUGUACGGACGUUCUCUUUGUACGGACGUUCUCUUUGCACGUCCGUGGCGCGUUCAUGCAGAGCUUUGUGGAAAAAGGGCUGUGGUUGAAUCUGAACUGGGAACAACAGACGCUUCUGAUCUGUCUUCCAGCAGACCGUCUCUGCCUGGAGCUUUUUGGUUGGACCUUGUGUCUUGUUUGAACUCUGAUUGCACUAAUCUGUUGAUGCCGAAAUAUUUUUGAACUCUAGUCGACUUGUUUUGGUCGAGGAAGUUAUUCUAGAGAUAUUUUGUGUCCUUUUUGUCUUUGUUUUUCUUCUGUUGUUGUUGUUGUUGUUGUUGUUGUGAGAUCAUUAAA